AUGUUAGCGAAUGACAAUAAAACAGUAAAUGUUAUCGCUGAAGCAUGCUUUCAUUCAUUAACAAAAGUUAAAGUCACAGCCAUAAAAUUUUUUCUUGGAUCAAAUAAAGAAAAUCAAGAUGAUGACAGCGAUAAUAACGUUGAGGUAGAUUUACCAGAUAUUAAAAGACUUCAACACAUAAAUCAAAUUAAUAAAUCUAAAAAAUCUAAAACUAGAAAAUUAGAGAAAGCGCUUUCCACU
Entrophospora sp. SA101 is the source of this 240-nucleotide messenger RNA. The record is from the annotation of a GenBank genome assembly. NCBI's taxonomy places the organism in Eukaryota, Fungi, Glomeromycota, Glomeromycetes, Entrophosporales, Entrophosporaceae.